CCACGAGACUAUAUAUACGUAGAGCUUCAUCCCAAAUUAUUCACCCAAAGUUCUGAAUUGCAUCAUUAUUCUGCAAAAGCAUAUAAUAUUUAUCAUGAGGACGGUCCAAUAUACAUCUUCUCUUCUCUAUUCUCUGCUGAUUAUGUUAUUUUUCGUUCAAAUUCAAGCACAACCCAACUGUUCGUCUUCGUGCGGAGAAAUAAAAAACAUCAGCUACCCUUUUCGCCUAAAGGGCGAUCCAUCCGGCUGUGGUGACUCCGAUUACGAGCUCUCUUGUGUCGACAACAAAGCCAUCCUAGAGAUAUUCCCCGGGAAAUACUACGUGCACAAUAUUUCCUACUAUGAUCAAACAAUCCGGUUGGUCGACGUCAACUUUGCAAACGGAAGCUGCGGCCUUCCGUCUGGUCCUGUCGAAACAACGGACGGCUACAUCCGGGAUGUUCGAUUCAGGGGAUACGGGUUGAACCCAGGAAGUCGUUUCCGGUUCGUCAAGUGCUCAACAAACAUCAGCAGCGUGCCGGAAGCUGCUAAUCACACAACGGUUCCUUGCAUGACAAGAAACGGGACUUACGUCUACGCCGUUUAUGAUGGCGAUUACUCGUAUUAUGAACCUCAAAAGUCAUGCUCUGUCAUUUCGUUGGCUCCUGUUGAUCUUCGUAAAGAUGUUGCGAAGUUCAAUUCUUAUGUGGCCGUCAUGGAACUAUUGAAAGCUGGCUUUGAAGUUGGAUGGUCAGUUCAGUGCAGAGAUUGCUCUUUGGCUGGUAAACAAUGCGUAGUAAAAUCAAUGGAUAAGCCACUCAUCUAUAUCUGUGCAAAAGAAUACAAAGAACUGACAAGAGCUGAAGGAAACUGGAUAAUUGCUGCAAUCGUUGUGGGAGGUCUGAUUGCUCUGGGAGUUAUCAUUGGUAUAAUUGUAGUUGUCAUCCGAAGAUGUCAGAGAAGACGAAAUGCAGGAGAUAACACGAACAAGAAUCUGCAGAAUCGGAUUGAUGCCUGAGCCAACAAUCAGAAAUUCUUGGAUGCGUGAAUUCCUUAAAAAAUUAUUUCCUUUUUUUUUUUUUUGUAAUGCAUUUUAAAGAAUGUAGCUCGAUUUUUCCCUUUUUUUUUGGAUGUAUAAUUCAGUAAAUUACUAAGUGUAAUUCCAAAUUAUUUCGUAAAUUACCAGGAUAAAUAAAUCAAAUGUGAAUUUUGGCCUGUAAUCGGAUACGUGAAUUCCAUCAUUUGUUAUGUUUGAUAUAAAGAUUACACAUGGACACUUAGUACUACGAUUUAAUGA
This is a messenger RNA of Pyrus x bretschneideri (Chinese white pear), 1276 nucleotides long. RefSeq lists its product as uncharacterized. Gene Ontology annotation, molecular function: polysaccharide binding. NCBI's taxonomy places the organism in Eukaryota, Viridiplantae, Streptophyta, Magnoliopsida, Rosales, Rosaceae. The record is from RefSeq and is a predicted model, not a curated record. The coding region runs from base 95 to 997 and encodes 300 amino acids. The transcript is spliced from 3 exons.